Echinococcus granulosus is the source of this 2448-nucleotide messenger RNA. RefSeq names its product ERC protein 2. NCBI's taxonomy places the organism in Eukaryota, Metazoa, Platyhelminthes, Cestoda, Cyclophyllidea, Taeniidae. Bases 1 to 2448 code for a protein of 815 amino acids. The record is from RefSeq and is a predicted model, not a curated record. Gene Ontology annotation, biological process: maintenance of presynaptic active zone structure; neuromuscular synaptic transmission; regulation of synaptic plasticity. Gene Ontology annotation, cellular component: cytoskeleton of presynaptic active zone. The transcript is spliced from 9 exons. Gene Ontology annotation, molecular function: structural constituent of presynaptic active zone.
AUGCCUACCGCUCCACCGCGUCAUUCCGAUCGACCGAGACCAUCAAGUGCUCGUGAUCUGGUUUAUUUUGAUUUACUAGAAGGCUCAUUUCAUAAUCAAAGAGAAACGCCUCAGAUUAGACCGCAGCAGGUCAUUAACUCGCCUUAUGAUGGACGUGCUGCGUCAGUUGAUCGGGAGCCGAAUCACCAAGGUGGAAAUCGAGGCUACUACUCGGGUUCAUCUCAACGCCAUAAUCGAACAGUUUACCCUCCCGGAUAUCUAUAUGGUCAGAGCCCAUCGUAUCAGCCAUCGGUUUCCCUUUUUUCAGCUGCCCAAGCGACUGAACAACGUCGGGCACAAUCGUAUGAUAUGAACCUGGAAAGGCACGGCCUCUGCGAAUAUAACAGCGCUUUGAUGCCUCACGGCGUUGGCAUUAACCGUGGUCCGUACAGUGUGUAUGGGAAUACAGGGAAUGAAAGAAUCGAUGAACUAGGAGCAGGUGUUUCUCUAAUGACCCCAGUUGCUGGCUUCAAUAACCCCAGUGGAGUAGCCAGCUAUGGCGGCUACGGCGGUGUCGACAAUAGCUCAGGAGUCAUGACGCUAUCGAACAGUGUAGAUGUAGUCAAUAUCCAACGCGAAUUCGUAAGGCUUCAUCAAGAACUCGACGUAACUAGGGAAAAGUUAAACGCAUGUAUGACGAGCAUUCGCACAUUUUGGAGUCCAGAACUUAAAAGAGAGCGUGCUAUGAGAAAGGAGGAAAAUGCUAAGUAUGCUAUUCUCGCCGACCAUCUUCAUCAACUGCAAUUGGAAAAACAGACAAUGCUACAGGCUCUGCACAAUUCCGAUGCCGAUUUGCGAAGAGAGCGUGAGAAGAAUGCCUCCCGAUUCAAGAUGGGGCCCGACGGAAAUGAAGUCAACGAGUUUGAAGUGAUGCGACGGCGCAUAGACGAGUUGACUUGCGAAAACUGUCUACUGAGCAAGUCAAUUGAGAAAGCGGAAAAGCGAGCCUCUAGUCUACAGGCCAGUCUGAUAACCACUGAAGAGAGUUUGCGGAGGCUGGUUGAGGCUGUCAAAUCAGGAAAGGCUGUCACAGCUCAACAACAGUCAGGUCAACAGCAACAGCAACAAAUUGGGGGCGGCAGCAAGACAGACCAGGCUUUAGCUCCAGUAGGGGACUCCGGUCUCGCCAGCAUUCGCAUUGACCGUCUAGAAUCUGACAGAAAUGAGAUUGGAAGACUUAGAGAACAACUAAAUGAGGCCUUCCAUAGGGAAAGUGAAGCCGAAAAAGCUCUUGUUGAAUGUGAAAUGACGAGAAACCAGCUCAAAGAUGAACUAGAUGGUGUAUCACAAGAUUAUGACGCAUUGAAGCACGAGAACGAGGGACUUCGCCUAAAUAUCCGUGAAGUUCAAACACUUCAAGCAAUCGUUGAUACAAAGGAGUCUAAAAUAUUGACGUUGGAAAAUGAAAUCCGUCUCCUGGAAGAUGAAAUCGCUCGACUUCGAGAUGAGGGAAUCGUUACUCCGACAACGUCGUUGAGCAGUGGAAUUGAAGAUGUCGAUCGAACCUUGAACACCUUUAGAAGUAACGAGCGUCUCCUUAAGUCAAAGGUUGAGUUCCUUACGAGUGAGCUCUCAAAACGUGAUAACGAGAUCUAUGCCUUACAAUCACGGUUAGAAAUGGCGGAAAAGCAACAGCAAGAUCAAAACCAUCACAUCAGCGUGCUGAAAGAACAAGUCAAAGCCCGCGAAAACAAGGUGUCGAUGCUCACUGCCGAUAUUGAGGACUUCAGAAAGCGUCUGAAAGAGAAGGAGGGUUUGCUGGAAAAGAAGACGAAAUUAGUAGCAAGCAACACCACAGGAAAACGGCAACUGGAAACGGAAUUGGCGGAAUUGAAGGAUCAAGUCGAUUUGAAGGAGAGGAAAAUUUCAUUACUUCAGCGCAAGGUUGAAAAUUUGGAAGAGAUGGUGACGGAAAAAGAAACUCAACUAACCAGUUUAAAAUCAAGGCUUUCGCGUCUAAGUAGCGAGAAAAUCGGUACAGAAGGUCCGAAGGCCAGCUUAGAAGACACUUUGAAGGAGAAAGAUAGGCAGAUUGAAAGGCUGAAGGACGCGCGUGAACGCAAUGAAGCGGAGUGGGCGGAGGAGGCGGAGGGCCAACGAAGGGUACAACUAGAGCUGCGAGGGCGGUUGGACACGGCACUGAGAGACCUAGACGAAAAGAGCGCACAGCUCAGCGAGGCACUCGAGGAGGUGGCGCAGCUGCGCAGUUCCCGCUACAAACGAGACACUGAGGUGGGCCAGUUGCAGGCUCAAUUACGUCAACGCGAUGCAGAGAUGUCCGCUCUCCAGUUGGAGAAACAGCUGAAAUCCAACCUUCCAAAACCCAUAACCCGGAAACAGAAAGCUAGCCAUACCGGUCGCCAAUGGGACGUUUAUGAGGCGGAAAUAUGCGGGACAGUCGGUCUAUAA